CAAGCACCCAUGAUGGAAAUCCACCACCAUCCAAAUUCAGUCUGACCAGUUACCACCACCCAGGAACACGAGAACAUGGCUCUACGCAUGUUCGUACAGUUCCCGGUAACCUCACCCUUCUCGCCACCCACAAAAUCCGGUAGCCUAAACUCACCCGUACGGUUGAAACUGCCAUGUUCCGGUAGCCACUCAAUUCCCCUAUCCCAACCCAGACGGCCCCUAACACAGAAGAACAGAAGACAAUCAUUUCUCAGAGCCGUCGACGAAAGCCAGACGAAUUCCGAGUCGGGUGCGGAAUCGGUGAGCACCGAAGACGAAUCGGCCGCGGAAGGAGAGUCGGCCGUGAGUCAACCGGUCGAGUUGAGCGAGUUGGGGAAGGAGAUCAAGGCAGCGAUGCAGAAGAGGAAGGAGGAGAAAGAGGGGGACUUUUUGAGCGGAGUGGCGGAGGAAGUUAGGGAGAUCGAGUGGCCGGCGUUCGCUAAGGUGUUGGGAACCACCGGGGUGGUGCUCGGCGUCAUUGCCGGCUCCAGCGUCGUUUUGCUCACUGUCAAUGCCGUUUUGGCUGAGUUUUCCGAUCAGGUUUUUGUUGGGAGAGGGGUUCAGGAUUUUUUCAGCUGAGACUCAGAAUGAGAGAGGAGUGAUAAUGUUGGGCUUCUGGGCCCACUAUCAUACCCGGCCCGGCCCAUAUGUGUUGUGUUGUCUUCCUGGAAGAGAGACAGACCGUACAUCAUGUAAUGGAGACUCAUUUCUUUGUGUUUCACGAAAGGAAAGAGAAUUUGAUUUCCGAACGCGGUGUAUUAAACCAAGUAGCUAACAUAAAACUUUGCUAAGAUUACGGAUCCUUCAAAAUUUGUGGUUUAACUUUACGAAUUUGUGUUUUUCCCCUGAAAUUUUUACCAAUGAAAGAAAAACAUAAUUAAAUA
This is a messenger RNA of Pyrus x bretschneideri (Chinese white pear), 923 nucleotides long. Its product is annotated as preprotein translocase subunit SECE1-like. Lineage: Eukaryota; Viridiplantae; Streptophyta; Magnoliopsida; Rosales; Rosaceae. Gene Ontology annotation, cellular component: chloroplast thylakoid membrane. The record is from RefSeq and is a predicted model, not a curated record. The transcript has a single exon. Bases 76 to 618 code for a protein of 180 amino acids.